Messenger RNA from Purpureocillium lilacinum, 1155 nucleotides. Lineage: Eukaryota; Fungi; Ascomycota; Sordariomycetes; Hypocreales; Ophiocordycipitaceae. The record is from RefSeq and is a predicted model, not a curated record.
AUGACACAUCUCGGUCGCUUUACCUGGGAAUUGUCUCGAUUAAAGUUUCCGUUGAUUGGAUCGAUUCUCGAGCAAGAUGACGGAGGCUACAAUGUCGAGGAUUGUCUUUCACCAGGGUACAUUUUCCAUGGGCGUGAGGACCUCGAAGAUGUCCCGCGCGGCCCGUUCUCCCAAGAGUCCAUCUACUACUCCUCGCUGGCGUCCGCUCUCCUUCUACAGGCAGAGCAGCUCCCGAUGCAGCAUCACAUUCUUUUCGCGCCUCUUCCAGUGCCACAAGAGUACCCUGAUUACGCGACAUUCUAUCUCGCUCAAAUGCUCUGGAACGACUACGCCGCUGUGGGAAACAAACCAGAGUCAAGCAGCAAUCGCAUGGCAUACAGCCUCGCGGCGUACUAUUUGCGCGGUGAGAUUGUCUCUCAUGUCAACUUGCCACAAAGCGAGACGAGUCUUGGCUACCCUCUGUGCCACCACGAUCUAAGCACCCAAAAUAUCUUCGUUGACGGCGACUUCAACAUCACUUGUGUCAUCGAUUGGGCGUUCUCGUCGACAGUGCCAUUGGCCCAACUACUCUCCACCCCUGGUCUGCCACAUCCGCGGGAUCUUACCACCGACGCGGCUCUGGUUCACGCCUUCCGGUCAGGAUUUGUUGAAGAAGCAGCCAAGCACAACCUGCCACUUCCAGGGUGGAGACACUGGGAGAUUAGCGACAUGGUCUCUCGCUUCAUGCUCCUCGUCCGCUUCGAUGCAUUGCAGGACUAUCACCAUCUACACUCUCUCCAUCAGCUUGCCUUUGGUCGUUCUUCUUCUGAGACAGACAGUCUUCUGGCCAAAUUACGUGAGAUCAGCAUUCACCCCGACUUGCUUGCCUUAUCAAAGACCUUGCAAGCGGACGACGAACCCGAAAGUGAGAUUAAGAGGCGCAAGACGGAGUACUUUAGUGCUGUCGGGAAGGAACGGUUGGCAUUGGCGGAGAGUAUCAUGCAGCUAUCCCGCCCUGAUCCCUUCUUUGUCGUAGAUAAAGGUGUCUGGACCAAACUCCUUGACGGCUACCCGGUGAACACAAGUGGUGCUACGACAGCAGAAGAAGCCGAGAGACAGAUGGCAAUCUUGCGGGCGCACAUCGGCGAUAUCUUGGCAGCCGGAUUCCCUCAAUAA